ACACGUUAUAAACGAGAUGGCAGUGAGUUAUAAAACUUUCAAACCAACAGAACAUUCAUAAUGCUCUUGUUUUGUGGUUAAGCAGAUUGAGAAGAUCCAAGUGAACGGAGGGGUGUCAAAGAGAACAAAUAAUAUUUAUUCUAGCUUAACUUUACUUUUCAAUUUUAGUGCAAAAUGCAUAAGGAAUCGCAAUAUGAUAAUACUUUGGGUGGCUCACAAGAGCUGCCUAAUUUUCUGCAAUUAAUGAAAUUCUCAGCAGCUCGAAGUUUGGAGAUCCAAUCAAUCAAAGAAUCCCUGAAAACAAAUAAGGGAUGCAAGUUAGCAUUCCAGAAACUACCCAAACAUAUGAGGAGAAGAGUGAUGGCUCAUGAUGUUAAGAGAUUGCCAAGAAGGGUAAGAGAAAUUCAUAUGAACCAAAUGAUAAAGUCUGGUAUGCCUCCUAAAUUGAAGAGGCCUUCUCGUAAGUAUAGAAGAAGGCCAAAAAAUCUAAUGGAAGAAUAUUUAAGGAGGCAAAGGCAAAAUAUGUGGUUAGAAACCCAUAUAUGGCAUGCUAAGAGAUUUCACAUGGUAAAUAAAUGGGGAUACAGAUUACCAGAUAGGCCAUGCGAUAAAUCUUUUAGAGCAUGCUACAGAGCAACAGCUAAACAUUGUUUAAUUCAAGAUAUCUCAUAUAUGUCAUGCAUAGAAUUGCAAGGUUCAAAGGAGACAUUAAUUAACUAUUUAAGAAAUAUUACAUCUAGGGAUGAGAAAUUAAGCAUUGGAGCUAGAGUAUACAUAAGUGGAAAGAGAGAAGGUGACAUAACAUUAUUUACAAAUUCUAGUUCAAAACCCAUUGGGAAGAUAAGUUUCAACUGGAAAAUUAACAACAUCACAAAAAUUGAUACACUAUGGCUAUGGAUCCAUGCUGCUUACUACCAAGAAGCUUUAGAUACAAUAAUUGAUUUAUUUAAUUUAAAGAAGAAAGACAAUAUUUUGUAUAACGACCUUCUCAAAGUAGAAUUAAGAGAAUUAAGACACGAACUAACCAGAAUUCGAUUGACUGGGCCGCUAUCCCAAGCGAUCUUAGAAAAGUCAUUGCAACCAAUUAAUUCUGCAAAUCACAGUAGUGAAUGGUUCAAGGAAUAUUUAGAAGAUGCUGAGUGCAGACAGCUAUUUGCAGAGCAAGUACGCUUUUGGCAAAAUGUAAAGGACCUUAAUUCUCCUUCCUUGUUAUCUCCUAGAAUAAUAACAUCUCUAGUAGUAAGGGAUCCAAGAUAUCUAUAUCCCAACAAAAGAACUAAAGCUAUUACCAAGUUUUCCAAAACUAAUUUGAACAUAGACCUACCAGCGAAUUUAAAUGUCGGUCCAAUUUGGGAUUCUGAGAUUCGUGCGGAAGUGAAAUCAAGUAAAAUAUCAAACGCGGAGAUUACUGAAUUGCAGAGCUUGCUUUUGGUACCCGGUUCGGAAAUUGAACGUCCACCAGCUCCGAUUCCGGUUAUGCUUAUACAAAAACAGGGUGUUACAAAUUAUGGAUCUGGAUGGGACGUUGUUAUACCGUCAGGCUGGGCUCAACCUUUCUGGCUUGGAUUUUUAAUGUGGGGUGGUAGAGCUGGAGGUUUAAGAGAAACCGAACAAAUUAACUUUGAGUUUGGUAGAGCUGAUUAUUUGGAACCAGAUUCAGCAGCGGGUAAAUUAUAUGAGACCGAAUUGGCAGAGCUGCACACGAAAAAGUUUUUCCGCUUACCACCGAACAAACGUUGUAAUUACAACAAAUUUUCAAUAGCGAGUCCAUUCAGUUGCAAUUGGGAAAUUAUAUGUCGCGAUUGGGGUUUCGAGACUCAAGGGUUUUCUGUGCUUAGGGAUCAUACUAUUCUGCAAGCAUUACAGGAAUCGUUACAAUUUGGACAUACGAAGAACGUUCUUCUUAAGGAUAUAUUUAAUAAAAAUUACUUAAUACCUGUGAAAGUAACAGUAAGGAAGGGUAUAUUUCCGAGGUAUUCAAUAAUUUGUAUGCCAACCAAGGAAGAUAUUAAACAUAAGAAAGAACCUAUUGAGAAAAGUAGGAAAGAUGAAAAUGAAGAAAAACGAAAACGUCUAAGGCGUUCCCAUCGAACACUGUUGAUGAAAUUAAAGAGGAAGAGGCAUCUUGCAAGACAAACUGGAAAAAAAAUCGAAAUUGAUAUGGAAGUAUUAAAGAAUUACCAGAAGCAGAUGCGGGAACUGUGGUUGCCCACUGUUGACAAUGGAAUAAGGACGACAUGCGAUCGUGAAAUUAUGGGAUUUGUUACAAAGGGACAAUUUUCUUAUUUUUGCGGCAAAAGUGUCGCUAUUGGAUAUAUUGCAAUCGGGGCGUUUCAUAGUAUGACUCUUUUAGGAAUUAAUAGAGUUUUAAUACGUAAUACAAAAAGCCGCCAAUAUAGAUUUGGUACAAUGGAAAUUAUAAUAUAA
Molecule: messenger RNA, 2427 nt
Organism: Nicrophorus vespilloides
Lineage: Eukaryota; Metazoa; Arthropoda; Insecta; Coleoptera; Silphidae
Gene: Pop1
Product: ribonucleases P/MRP protein subunit POP1
Exons: 5
Coding region: 175-2427 (750 amino acids)
Biological process (GO): tRNA 5'-leader removal
Cellular component (GO): ribonuclease MRP complex; nucleolar ribonuclease P complex
Molecular function (GO): protein binding
Source: RefSeq, a predicted model, not a curated record